Molecule: messenger RNA, 1147 nt
Organism: Cercospora beticola
Lineage: Eukaryota; Fungi; Ascomycota; Dothideomycetes; Mycosphaerellales; Mycosphaerellaceae
Product: alpha/beta hydrolase
Molecular function (GO): hydrolase activity
Source: RefSeq, a predicted model, not a curated record
UUCUCACGAAUGCCCCGGUCAAUAUUGACGCGCAGAGAAUUGUUUCACAAUUGAGACAACAGCAACAUGUGUGACUUCUCUCAGUAUGGUGGUGCAAGCCAGGAGCUCCUGGAUCUUCUGGGAACGCUACCGGCACCCGCAGCUGACACCGGAAUCGAAGAGCUCAAGAGAGCUACGAACCAAGGCCGAGAAGACACGUCAGAGAAGGAAAUGGCUACUCUAGGGAAGAAAGUCGUGCUUCAGGAUCACGUCGUGCCUGCACGAGACGGGCAGGCUCUUGCAGCUCGCAGCUAUCGACCCAAGAGCAUCCCACUAGACGUCACAUUGCCGAUUUACAUUCACUUUCACGGCGGCGGGUUUAUAUUCGGUACACUGGACUCAGAAGACGCGACAUGCUCUCGCAUAGCACUCGCCUCAGAUGUGGUCGUCUUCAAUAUCAACUAUCGGCACACUCCCGAAUGGCGAUAUCCUACUGCAUGGCAUGAUACCGAAGAUGCCUUCGAGUGGGUCAUUGCAAAUGCAAACAGCUUCUCCGGGGAUCCCAGGAGUAUUGUCGUCGGAGGCAUAUCAGCGGGAGGACAACUCGCCGCCGCUCUCACUUUGACCAAGAAGCGAGAGAAGGCUCCAUCUUACGACAGCAUCAAAGGCCAAGUCUUAAUGAUCCCAGCACUCGCAAACAUUGACUCCUACGACCAUCAACUUAAACAACUACAAGACCCCAGCGUCUCAUCCUACAAAGAGAAUGAAUUCGCCCCCAUUCUGCCUCUCAGCCGAAUUAAUCUCAUGAACGGCCUCUUAUUCUCUGAGAAGCCCAGUAUCGAGGAUCGAAGAGUCAAUGUUGGCGCAGCUUCACCCGAAGAAGUUGAAGGUCUUCCUCCUACCACGUUUGGUAUCGCAGGAUUAGAUCCUCUGCGUGACGAAGCGUUGUUGUAUGCGAAGUUCUUGGCAGAGAAUGGCGUGGCAACGGAUGUACACUUAUUCAAAGGUGUGCCGCAUGGCUUCCGAAGGUUUGGAGAAAAACUUUCAUUGAGUGCGGAUUGGGAUAAGGUGAUGCAUGAUGGAAUCAGGUGGGCGUUGAGUCAUCCGCCGGCGAAUGUGGAGAUGGUGGUGAAUGUUCAUGAGGGAAGGAAAUAAAAGCCUUCAUCAG